AAAAACGAGGUGAUUGGUUGGUCACAGGGGUUGAGCGACAGCCGAAGGUGUAUCAACGAUGGGCCGUAAGUUAGAUCUGUCGGGACUAACGGACCACGAGGCGGAGCAUGUGCUGCAGGUGGUGCAGAGGGACAUGAGGCUACGCAAAAACGAGGAGGAGCGUCUCAGGUUGUUGAAGACACAGUCACUCGAGUGGUAUUACACUAAUGUGAAGAAGCGCUUCAAGAGGUUCGGCAGCGCCAAAGUGCUGAAGACUCUUUACAGGAAGCACCUGGCAGAGCACAGUGCGCUUUCAGAUCUUACUGAGGGCAGCACCUACGAGGAGAGUAUCUGCAAUGAGGGCAGCGUCUGUGGGAGCGACUCAGCCUUCUACAGACAAACUGAAGAGCACAGCAUGGCAGAGACACUCACUGUGGCCUUGCGGGUGGCAGAGGAGGCCAUAGACGAGGCCAUUUCCAAGGCUGAGUUCGACACCGCCAAUGAGGAGAAGCAGAAUGAGGCGCACUAUCUGCGGGAGCACAGAGGAGAGCUUAUUGAGGAACUGGCCAAAACUAUUGUGCAGAAAAUUAUUAGUAGGAGGAAGACUUUGACUGAGAUAAAGGCAGAAUAUGACCGGGAUUGGCCUCUUGAACAGAACACUGACCUUCAUCAUCAUCAUCAGUCCACCUCUGAUCAAGCCUCCAGCUCCCUUAAACACCAACCAAACCUCUGGAGGUCACACUCUGCAUUCUCACUGUUGGACAAUGACACUCAAGGUCUGAUACAAGACUCGUCUCUACAGGGCUUAAAGAAGGAAGGAGGUGCGUCCGCUAUGUCGACCUGGAAGAGUGUAGAUCGGCUGGAAAAUGCUGGUGUGUCCUCAGUGCUGAAGAGCCCCGACGGGAACUGGAUUGCCCUACAGAGCGCCCAGCUGUCGCGUCCCAGCCUGUUGACCAAAAGGAAGAGCCUGGUCUUCAGUGCCUUGGAGAAGGAGUCCGAAGUGGUGUCUGCCUACGAAGGCAUGGGCUCUGACAACGAAACCAGACCUGAGGCCGACACCUCCUGGAGUGCUGCCCUCCAGCAGUUCCACAAGAAGAUGAAUGAUUCUAACUUCAACCCGCAGGACUCUGACGACACGACCCCGUCCCCGCCGAUGGACCGCCGAGGCAGCGAAGACUAUCUGUUUGCAGACUAUGAGGGGAACUGGAAGCCUAAUAAACCUCUGCUGGCCCUCUUUAGGAAGAAGGUGCCCAUGGAGAUCCGGCGACCUUCAUCAGCCCCAAGGACAAGCAUCAUUGACAUGAACUUUAACGUAGAUGGAGCAGGAGAGGAAGAGGAGGAGAACAAGGUGGAUGCAGAGCCGGAAGUGGAAAAAGUCAAGAGAUCACGGAAGAAAAGGAAGAGUAAAAAAGAGUCUUCUUCUGUGAUGGAUUACAGUAAAAAAGACAACCCCUCUGAUGCUGUGACCCCUGACACUUUGACCUCUGAAACCCCGACCCUUGAACCUUAUCACCUUGACAGUGAUGUCACCGGACACAGAGCCAAUCAGACGGACCGGGAGCUCACGUUAAAACUACAAGUAGCAGGCCGAGUUACUGACUGCUCCACUGGAGAAGAAGAAGUUGAUGGAGCGAGGGAUGCUGGUAGUGAUGGACAGACGGAGGAAAAGAGACACAGUAGCGAGGACAGACAUGAAGACGAUGAGAGGCUGUGGAGGAUGGAGAUCGACUUGGAUGAAGGAAGAACGGAGGAGGAGAAAGAAGAAGAUGAUGAAGAAGAGAUGAAAGACAGAUUAUACAUGCUUGUCGCACAGUCCAGACUCACAUACUUCUCCUCCACCGAUGAUGAGUUAGACAAAGUGGGUCAGAGUGAGGAAGAAUGGGAGGCAGGUAAAGGUGAAGAUGAAGAGGAGGAGGAGGAAACGACGGACAGACUUGCUUCUAAACUCUGUCAGCUGGAAAGAGAAGUGAGAGCGAACCAGUUCUCCUCUACAGAGGAUGAGCUGAACAGAGUUGGCGUCAUGGAUGAGGAGAAUCACACAGGAGAGGAGGAGGAGGAGGAUGGGAAGUAUGAGGAGCUGGCGGUGAAAGUGUGCAGAUUAGCUAGCCAAGUCAACGCCACCCAAUUCUCCUCCACGGAGGAUGAGUUAGACAGAGCAGGUCGAGGUGAAGAGGGGGAGGAGCCAACAGACAGAGAGACACUGUGGAAACUGCAGGCAGAAAAAGCCGUCCAAGCUGCUCAACUGCGCGAUUUGUCCAGUCUAGUCAGCCCUUCUCCGUUUUCUUCCGCUGAGGAUGAGCUGGAUAGAGUUGGAGAGAAUAAGGUAGUAGGUGAAGGGAGCUGUAUGUGGGAGGAGGCAGUGGGAAAGAAUAAGGAGAGGAGAGAAUCGUUUGGACAUUUGGAUGAGAAAAUGUUUGAUUUAGGGGAUGAAAAUGAGGAAAGAAAGGAGAGCAGCGAUAAAAAUGAAACAAGAGAGAGUGUUUGGGAUAUUCUGACUAAAAAUGUCCAACAAGGCAAGACGGAGGGAAAGAAAGAUUGCACGGAGGAGAGAGUAACAGAGGAGACUCAGGAUGAAAGGAUGGCGAAGGGGGAUGUAUGUGAAGAAAAAGUAGAUUUGAAAGAGGCUGAAAAAGCAAAAGAGACAGAAAAAGAAGAGAUGGAAGCAAAGAGAACGGAGGAGAUAAUAACCUUAGAUGAGACAAAAGUCCAACAAGAGAAUCCGCCAGAGGCGAACUGGCCAGACAAACAGGAGGGAGAAACGAGACAGGAAGAGGAAAAGAUCAGUGAGAGUCAGGAGGAAUGGGACACAGCAGCAGAAAGUGAUGAGGAAGAUGAAGAAUUUGACAGAAUAAUCAGCAGCAUGUUGUUGAUGACUUUGGAGGACAUGCAGGGAGAGACAUUAAAGGAUGAAGCCGCAGAGAAUGAGAUAACCGAUAGAGAGCCAGAGGAAGAAGAGACAAAUGUAACAAUAAGGGGAGAAAGCGGAUUCGCGGACAACAAUGUUGCGCAAAGUACAGACACAUCAGGGGAGACAGGAAACGCAGAAGAGUCUCAAAGUCAAGGCGACAACGUGAUGCCAGAGUUGGCUGUGACGGAAGGACCGGGAGAAUAUGUAACUGAGCAAAUUGGAGGAGAUAUCUCCAGGAAAAAGGAGAGCGGAGACGCUACAGGCGGAAAUGAAAAUGGGCAGCAGGAAAAGGAUACAGGUGCACAAGAAAAUAGAAAUUUAGCAAAAGAAAAUUCUCUAGUUAUGGCAAUUGAAGAGACAUUUGAUGCCAAACUGACAUAUAAACAAAUAGUAGUGGAUGACGAUGAAGAGGAGGACAGAGAAGAAGUCUCAACUGAGUGGCAAAUGAUGGCAGAAAGUAAAGAAACGGAUGAAAGACUUGAGGAACCCAAAGAAGAAAAUGCAAUCGAGGUGGAGCAGAGCAGCACCUCGUCCCUUCAGGAAGGUUUACUGUCAGCAGAGGAGAUUCAAAUCAGGUACUCGGCGGUGUCUCUGCGCAGCAUCACCACUGAGGUCCUGAAGGUGCUGAACGCCACCGAGGACCUGCUGCAGGGAGUGGAGGGAGGAGACGACCCCCGACUCUGCACCACCUCACUGCCCCCCCACACUGACCCCAAGAAACUGGAUCAACAGUUCUCCAGACUGGAGGAGAACGUGUACGUAGCAGCUGGUUCCGUGUACAGUCUGGAGGCGGACCUGAAUGACCUCGAGGAGUGUGCCAGGGGCAUCUGCAGUGGCACUUCUGAUAUGGAGCUGUCCUUCCUGGAGGAGCAGGUAGCAUCAGCAGCUGCCAAAGUUCAACAGUCUGAGCUACAGAUUUGUGACAUCUCGGCCAGAAUUGCUGCUUUGAAGAGCGCAGGCCUCGAUGUGGACCCUCAGUCACGCACCACUAAGACCAAGACCAUUCCAGUUAUGCAUGUCACCCUCGACUCAUCUAGACAGCUGAGAAGGCGAUUACCUGCACCACCAGUGAAAGAAGAAAACGAAACGUAGAUCAAAGACCUCGGACCUUCACAGGACCUCCAAGUGCCUUCACCGUCACUCUGCAGCCUACAGGCCAGUCUCAAGUGACCCAUUCGACACCAGUUGCCUUAAUGUCAUUUUUAACUAAACAUGCCUCAAAUAAUUCGGCACACUAGUACUGUAUGUAUUUGGUGGAGUUGUGCUGUAUGUCACUGACUGUUGAAUCUCGUGUCAUCGUAUCAAAAUGUAGAUUAAACUACUUUAUUAGACUGAUGACCAAACAGUUUUGAAAAUGUAUCACCGUUGAUCAAUCCCUCAGCUCACUAAAUGUAAGAACAACAAAAUGACUAACAUUUGAGUUUAGAGAGUUUUUUUAGAUGUGAGAAAACUGGUUAAAUUAUACAGCAUGUAUACAAAACAAUCCUUAUAUUUUAAUUUUGACAUCACUAGUCAUCUAUUUUACUUGCUGACGAAUAAAGCUCAACAAAUAGUAUGACUGAAAAGACAGUAAAAAUGUCAGCAGUACAGCUACUGAAUAAAAAAAAAAAUAAUAAUGCAGUUUACACCGUUUUACCGUUAUAUCAAAUAUACAGAUUACACAUACAUGGGAACAAUUUGUAGAAAAUGUUGCAAGACUACACCAUGUCUAAAAUAAAUAUAGAUCUGUAUUUUUCUGUGGAUGUUUGUAAUGUUGUAGUAUACAUAUGUUUUAUGCCUUCAUUAAGUUCAGAAAAUAAAGGAAAAAUUAUCAAAGUUUGCCGACAUUUUACUUCACUGAGAAAAUAUUGAGAUAAACAACAGUGAAAACACUGGGCACCCUGUUUGCCCCUCAGAUGAAGGUGGGUGUAAUGGUGAGGAAUUUAGUCUGUAUUUUUGAGAUGAGGAAAUGACACCCGAAUAUGACAUUCCUCCUUGUGAAGAAGGUGUGGGAACGACACAUAACGGCUCUGGAAAAUAACAGCCGUCUUUGAGAGAAAUGGUCUCAAAACAAACAUUCAGCAGCCGUCACACCUCACUCUUUGUGAUGCUGCAGUAAACACACGUUUUUAUCUUUUUUCUGUCAUGCAGUCAGCCCAAUGGCUCACCGAGCUAAUGCAAACAUGAAGCCAAACUGUUAUAAAAUAUUCUGUAGUUACAAUUUCCUCACAGAGGUUUGAUGUUUUCCUCUCUGAAUGCUCAAAUUCUUAAAAUGAACUCAAGCAACAGCCGAAUGGAAACAAAAAGUCUCAGCAUUUCAAGGAAGGAAUGCUUACUUGCAUAGAGAACCAGCUCUGUCCCAAAGCCUUCUGGGAUAUGUAGUUUUGGUCAGGAGCUUUCUGAGACUAGGAAGCGCUCCCUCUGAUCAGGAACUAUGAAUCCUUCUUUCUGUUCACUCUCUCUUCUGUCUGACAUGACAAAAGACUGUUUGGGGUCGAUGACCACCGUGCCGUCUUUGUCCUGACCGGGAGC
Messenger RNA from Morone saxatilis (striped sea-bass), 5398 nucleotides. RefSeq names its product rab effector MyRIP. Gene Ontology annotation, biological process: intracellular protein transport. The record is from RefSeq and is a predicted model, not a curated record. NCBI's taxonomy places the organism in Eukaryota, Metazoa, Chordata, Actinopteri, Moronidae. Gene Ontology annotation, molecular function: small GTPase binding; myosin binding; actin binding. Gene Ontology annotation, cellular component: cortical actin cytoskeleton.